Messenger RNA from Dendrobium catenatum, 1969 nucleotides. RefSeq names its product cytochrome P450 93G1. The coding region runs from base 14 to 1657 and encodes 547 amino acids. NCBI's taxonomy places the organism in Eukaryota, Viridiplantae, Streptophyta, Magnoliopsida, Asparagales, Orchidaceae. Gene Ontology annotation, cellular component: membrane. The transcript has 2 exons. Gene Ontology annotation, molecular function: oxidoreductase activity, acting on paired donors, with incorporation or reduction of molecular oxygen, NAD(P)H as one donor, and incorporation of one atom of oxygen; iron ion binding; heme binding. The record is from RefSeq and is a predicted model, not a curated record.
AGUUUUUUUUUCAAUGCCGUUACAUUUUCCGGGAAAUAAAAUGCUCGCCGGUUGCCUCUCUAUUUCUCAACAAAAUUUUAAUUCUCAAUUUUCCUCUCUAGCUACCCAUCCGCCGGAGCCAGCCAUGGAAGAACUCCUUCGCUUCUCCAUCUCAAUCCUGCUCAUCCCCCUCGCCUUUCUCCUUCUCAACUUCUUCAUCAUUCAAGCCCGCAAGACUCGCCAGGUCACUGUGUCACCACCAUCGCUGCCAAUCAUCGGCCACCUCCACCUCCUCCGCCCUCCCCUCCACCAAUCCCUCCACCAACUCACGUCCCGCUACGGUCCCGUCAUCCACCUCCGCCUCGGCUCCACUCCCGUCAUCCUCGUCGCCUCCGCCGACGCCACAAAAGAACUCAUCAAAACCUACGACCAAGACCUCUCCGACCGUCCCCUCACCGCCGCCGCCCGCCACUUCGCCUACGACUCUUCCGGCUUUGCUUUCGCUCCUUACGGCCCUUACUGGCGCUUCAUGAAAAAGCUAUGCAUGUCGGAGCUCCUCUCCUCUCGCACCGUCGACUGUCUCGCACACAUCCGCCGCCGUGAGCUCCGUGCCCUGCUUCGAACUCUUGCGGCGAAGUCCGCCGCGGCUGAAUCUGUUGAUCUGAGUAAAGAGCUCAUAAGGAUGACGACGAGCAUAAUCGCCGGAAUGACGGCCGGAACGGCAUCCGCAGGAGAUAGCGAGGCGGCGAGGAAAGCCGUGAAAGGAGUAGCGGAGCUCAUCGGGUCGCUCUACUUGGCGGAUUUCAUUGGGUUUUUUCGCUAUUUCGACUUGCAGGGCUUCAAAAAGAGGAUUGAGCAGGUGCGAGAUGAUUUCGAUGAGUUGAUGGAGAGAAUCAUUUCGGAAAAAGAGGCAAUGAGGAAAAGCUGCUUGGGUGGAGACGGCGACAAGGACUUGCUUGAUAUACUGCUCGAUGCUGCAGAGAACGAAGCGAUGGAGAUCCGGUUAACAAGGAAGAACAUCAAGAGCUUCAUUCUAGAUAUUUUCACCGCUGGGUCAGACUCUUCUGCGGCUACGACAGAGUGGGCUUUGGCUGAGCUCAUAAACCACCCUGAAAUGCUAUCAAAGGCAAGAGAGGAGAUUGACAACGCCGUGGGGAGGAACCGCCUCAUCGAAGAGUCUGACAUUCAAAACCUCAAAUACCUCCAAGCAGUUAUAAAGGAGACACUGAGGCUCCACCCUGCAGCUCCCAUGGCUAUGAGGAAAGCAACCAAGGACAUCAAACAAGGCGAAUACGAGAUCUUCAAUGGAAAUACAGUAAUCAUAAACGUUUAUUCGGUGAAUAGGGACCCCAAGUACUGGGAGAAGCCAUCGGAGUUUCGACCGAAUCGAUUCAUGGAAGAUGGAGAUCAGGAGCUUAGCUACAAAGGAAUGCAUUUCCAGUACUUGCCGUUUGGAAGUGGGAGGAGAAUGUGCCCAGGUGCAACUCUGUCUGUUCAGGUUAUAACGAUGACAUUGGCUGCGUUGAUUCAAUGCUUUGAAUGGGGAGAAGAUGGUGGAAGAGUUAAGAAGUUGGAUAUGAGCGAGGGGCCGGGGAUGGUCAUCCUCAGGACGAAGCCAUUGAUUUGUGUUCCGAAGACUCGCCUUCAUCCCCUUCCACCGGAGGUUCUUAACCUCUAAACAUUUGGCUAUGCUCUUCGUAUAUAGAUCCAGUAUUCCUUGUUUGAAGAUAUCUGCAUGCAUGGUAGUGAAGCAUAUAAACUUGUUUGUGGUGGUCAGUUUUUGUAUGAUGGAAGAAAAUCCUAUCGGUGUUGUCGCUGAGAGGGGGUGUUGGUUGUGUUGGUGUGUCUUUGGCUGUUAAUAGUAUGAUUUUGCCAUCGCUGUUAUCAGUUUUAAGCCAAAGUUGAAUGAAUUGUGAGGUAUGCUAAAUCUUGUAUUGUCAUCAUAUGUUUUAAUUAAUUAUUAUAAUUAUUAGUACGAUUUUUUAUUGCA